AUGGAUGUGUUUCGUAUUUUAAGCCGAGGAGCAUCCCUCAAGCUGAGCAAAAAGGCUCUGGCAGACUUCCUGCUUCCAAAACCGGCUGCCGCAGCCAAAUCGAAUGUCUCCAAUAUGGAGGCCGAAAUAGACAAGGAAACGGAUUUUUUCCGGACCAGAAAAACCAAAAACGUGGAUGCUGACUCUGCCGCUGCCGAAUCUCUGGAAAAAUCCUCCGAGACUACUCGUAGAGGCCCUAAAACGAUCGAAUUCGACUAUGAUUCUGUCAUUUCCACCGAAAACGAAGCAGCAGAGUUCCGUCUACAAUCGCACUCCAAGGUAUAUGGUGAAGACAUUCCUCUUCCGAUUGGAUCUUUUGCCGACAUGACGACCCGUUUCAACAUGAACAAACGUCUCGUCCAUAAUCUUCUCGAUGCGGAGUUUGUCGAGCCCACUCCUAUUCAAUGUGAGGCCAUCCCCUCGACUCUUGCUCAUCGAGAUGUUCUUGCAUGUGCGCCUACGGGUUCUGGUAAGACAUUGGCCUUUCUCAUUCCUAUGAUCCAAGCUCUCUUAGAGGAGGCGCCACAAAAGAACACCUCGGUGCGCGGACUUAUUAUUGCGCCCACCAACGAGUUGGCGCUGCAAAUCCAUGCUCAACUCCAGGUCCUCACCAAGGGUCACAAGAGCUUGCCCAGCGCCAUCUUGUCGAGACAGUUAGCCGUGCGUCUCUCCGAGAAUAUCGUCAAGGCAGGUAAAUAUGCCAUCAUCGUGUCGACGCCAUUGAGACUACUAGAUGUGGUGAAAAACGGAAACAUGGACCUCACCGCAGUCGAAGAGCUUGUCAUUGAUGAGGCCGACCGCUUGUUCGACAAGGGGUUCGUUGAACAGACCGAUGCCAUCUUGGCCGAGUGUACACAUCCUCGACUCAGAAAGCUGUGCUUCUCUGCUACAAUUCCUACCGGUGUCGAGGAUCUCGCUAAGUCCAUUAUGCGUGAUCCCAUUAGAAUCGUUGUUGGUAAAAGAGACACUGCCUCCUCUACGAUUGACCAGAAAUUGGUGUUCACAGGGUCCGAGGAAGGAAAGCUUGUGGCUAUCCGUCAAAUGAUUCAGCAGGGUGAGUUCAAGCCGCCAGUGAUUAUUUUCUUGCAGCUGAUUCCUCGUGCUAAAGCCUUGUUCCACGAGUUGUUGUACGACAAGCUCAAUGUGGACGUCAUCCACGCAGAGAGGACACCCAAACAAAGAGAUGAGGUUAUCAAGCGCUUCAAAAACGGUGACAUUUGGGUGCUCAUCACCACUGAUGUUCUUGCCAGAGGUGUGGAUUUCAAGGCCGUCAACCUUGUCAUCAACUACGACGUGCCGCAGUCAGCACAGACAUACGUGCACAGAAUCGGUAGAACCGGUAGAGGAGGUAAGGAAGGACGUGCGGUGACCUUUUUCACCAAGGAAGAUAGCAUGACCGUCAAGCCUAUUGUCAACGCCAUGAAACAGUCAGGCAGUACCGGAUACAGCGACUGGAUGGAGAAGAUGAGCAAAUUGAGCAGCUACGACAGAAAGCGUGUCAAGACACAGCUCUUGGAGAGAAAGGAGAUCAGUACGGUGCCCAAGAUUGUCAAACAGAAGAGAAAGCAGAGACAAGACAUGAUCGAGGCGUCCAAGAAAAGAAAAGAGCAGGAUAAGACGAGCUAG
This is a messenger RNA of Australozyma saopauloensis, 1665 nucleotides long. It is a transcript of the gene CHR1, whose product is annotated as RNA-dependent ATPase. NCBI's taxonomy places the organism in Eukaryota, Fungi, Ascomycota, Pichiomycetes, Serinales, Metschnikowiaceae. The coding region runs from base 1 to 1665 and encodes 554 amino acids. Gene Ontology annotation, biological process: maturation of SSU-rRNA. The transcript has a single exon. The record is from RefSeq and is a predicted model, not a curated record. Gene Ontology annotation, molecular function: nucleic acid binding; ATP binding; RNA helicase activity.